Blumeria graminis f. sp. triticale is the source of this 603-nucleotide messenger RNA. The record is from the annotation of a GenBank genome assembly. NCBI's taxonomy places the organism in Eukaryota, Fungi, Ascomycota, Leotiomycetes, Helotiales, Erysiphaceae.
AUGAGCGCCCUCAACAAGAUCGCUGCAAAUAGCACCUCGAGGCAGAAUCCAUCUGAGCUCGAAACUAGCAUUGCUGGUGCUCUCUACGACCUGGAGGUAAACACCGCCGACUUGAAAGCCGCCCUCCGGCCUUUGCAAUUCGUUUCUGCAAAAGAAAUCGAAAUCAACAACGGCAAGAAGGCUAUUGUCAUUUUUGUCCCCGUCCCUUCUCUUCUAGGAUUUCACCGCGUGCAACAACGUCUUACGCGCGAGCUUGAAAAAAAAUUCUCGGAACGUCACGUUCUUAUACUCGCAUCUCGUCGCAUUUUGCCUCGUCCUAAAAGAUCAAAUCGCUCGAGAACUUCGCUCACACAAAAAAGACCCCGAUCCAGGACCCUAACAGCUGUCCAUGACGCUAUUUUAAAUGACCUAGUUUACCCAGUUGAAAUUGUCGGAAAGCGUCUACGUACUAAAGAAGACGGUAGUAAAAUCAUGAAGGUAAUUCUGGAUGAGAAGGAAAAAGGUGGCGUUGAUCACCGAUUGGAUACAUAUUCCGAAGUAUACAGGAAACUGACUGGCCGUGGUGUCAAUUUUGAGUUUCCUCAGGGUAGCGCUGAUUAUUAG